AUUCCAUGCCGCUUGCGAUUGUUUAAUACAGCAAGAGCUUUUCAGCAAUCGACACUCACGACCUUGUCCGGUACGAAAAGUCGCCAAUCGGUUCGAAAACCAAGACAGUGAAUUCCACCUCGCCUUCCAUCCUUGGGAAGAGCAAGAACGACUCCCGUUCAUCAAAUCCACCCGAUAAUAUCCUUGGGGGAUGCGAUGAAUCCAUUGCCUCCCCUCCAUGUACAGACCGAUACGUCGGUCGGAGACAGUAGCUUGAGCACAAACAACGACGAGGAUGAAAAUCGUUCCGUCAACUCGGGGACGGGCUUCUCUAGAUACUCCCAGGGUGACCGUAGCUUGGCGAACCCGGUAGAAUUUUUUUCAGCGAUAAGCGGAACUUCGAACAUCCAGUACCCCCAAUGCACACCAACAUCAACAAAUCCUACACCUAGAUUUUCGAAUCGAACCCGUAUCCUCUCCAAUUCGGAAGCGGUAGCAAAUGUGGAACAUCUCGAUGGAGUAGCAGCAGUGGGUAACGAGUUGUUCCUUAAAAUCACAACACGUCCAAUUAUGUCGUGGUCGCCCAAAGUAGUCCAUGCCAAUGGGUCGUCCCAUACUAUGACGAUCGACCUCCCGGAAGAAUUUGUCAACAGCCGAACCAUUGUCAUUACUCAACAAGGAUGGCAAGACUUGUAUCACCUAGUAGCGACCGCUGUAGCCAAAAACACGUCUGAAUCGAUACUGCUCUUUUGGCUCUCGGGAUUUUUGCUCAUCAUCAUGGCUCUGAUUUUGCUGUUUGGAUUGGUGAAGGGAAUCGGGCCCCGCCUCGGCGUCAUGGUAGGUGUGCUUCUAUUUACAUCGUUCUGUGGGAUCACCCACGCGCUGAUAAGACGGGUUCGUGUCCACAACGCAGUUCGGAGGUGCGUUGAAGAAUGCUUUUACGAUGCGGAGGCGGCAGCAAACGCGAGUGCGAGGAAUGUUCUCGCCGACGCACGAGACAUCGAACGGCCGAUGCAGCAACCCAAGGAGCCGUCGCAAAAUCCCCCCUGCGAAAGCAGCGCAAACGAGAGAGAUACGACGAACAUGAGUGGCAUCCUCGAUGGUCUGCAAGAACUCGAAGACGUUGCCAACGUUGAUGGUGUUGAUAUUUCCACCGGGGGAUUCGGUCAAGCACUGCGGCAACGGCUGAAAUCGGGGGAUUCGUCAACACCCUCUCGUCCGAACCGACAGCGCCUGAACACGGGUGGGGACUCGUCGGUGUCAUCAGCCAUGAUAUUCGAUACCGAAGACCCUCGACGCAAUCGUGCUGUUUCACGUGAUGGAAUGUAUUGCGUUAGUUGGAAAUGGGAAAACUUGGGUAUGGACGCUGUGGUGAAGAUAUCAUGGGAAGAUUGAAUCGCAUAGCGAUUGCGCGAAUGUUGCCAAAAAUUGUUUGCAGAGAAAGGAAUGGUACAAUAUGCACAUGUAGUACUUUCACGAAGAGACCCGAGUUGAAAGCAGGUGUAGUCCAAACGACAUGAUGAUUCCAAUUCAAGAGCAAGGCCAAUGUAGAUCGAUCACACCUUGCCCGAGUCACAAAAUGGUGAAAUUCAAACCAAUCGGCGAAGAAUCAUCGCACUCUCCGCCUAGCUCAUUUAUUGCAGUUUGUGUAGAAGUUGUAAUAUUCAGUUACAACAAAUACCUUAAAUUAGAAUUAUGUUUUUACAUUUAUAUUCAUAACUUUGAUUCUGAACACCUUUCAUGUACUUUAAUUGUAAGAACACUUUUACCUUUCCGUUGUUUAUUGUGUCUGCGAAUAGAACCGUGAGCAAAUUUUGAAAUGGCAUCAACGAUGCAUUCACUCACGAGAUACGCAACUUAAUAACUUUUUUUGGAGCUCGAGCAUCAUCUCCUAUUAUGAAGGUUUUGAACCAUCUCUGUYGUCAACUCUUGAUUCCUCUCAAUUAUGUUAACUGGUCAAGAUGUGAGGUGUGCGCAGUCGUUGUGAAGGAAGAAUGCUAGGUCUACUAGUGAAAGAGGUUAUGGACAAAUGUAUUUUUUAUCAAUGCUGGCUACGAAUUAUGAGUGCAAAAAUAUACGUAGAUGAAGUUAUGAAGGAUCAGACCGUUCGGUGGAAGGUUUCAAAUUGCAACAAUAGGGACAAAAAUGGUUGAUAGGAGUUACCCUAUUGAUGGAAGACAUUGCUCAGGUGAUGGCAGUGAAGUAAAAAAUUGUGUCGUACAAAUGUAUCCAUUUGCGGAGAAAGCUGCAUAAAAUAAAUUAAUCCUUGUCACGAGAACGUUUUCCAGAAUUGCUUCCUCCAAUUGACAAUCGCUUUUGGUUGCGGAAAGAGUGACUGACCUUGUCACGAGCAACCUCCGGAUCGACCGGAAUCCACCGGUUGAAACGAUCCUGCUUCAGAAAUCGCCCACCGUUGUCGUAGAUGACUGCAACGACCUCGCGGAUGAGUUGGGUCUUCGCACCCUUUUGAGGGAUUUGCUCGUAUCGGGCACGGAAGGUUUCCACGACGUUGCGGUAAUGAAUAUUGCCUUUGUGA
Pseudo-nitzschia multistriata is the source of this 2515-nucleotide messenger RNA. The record is from the annotation of a GenBank genome assembly. NCBI's taxonomy places the organism in Eukaryota, Bacillariophyta, Bacillariophyceae, Bacillariales, Bacillariaceae.